Cygnus atratus (black swan) is the source of this 1835-nucleotide messenger RNA. RefSeq names its product scavenger receptor class A member 5 (gene SCARA5). The transcript has 9 exons. The record is from RefSeq and is a predicted model, not a curated record. Gene Ontology annotation, molecular function: ferritin receptor activity. NCBI's taxonomy places the organism in Eukaryota, Metazoa, Chordata, Aves, Anseriformes, Anatidae. Gene Ontology annotation, cellular component: plasma membrane. Bases 101 to 1573 code for a protein of 490 amino acids. Gene Ontology annotation, biological process: iron ion transmembrane transport.
CCGCCUGGGGCUGGGGGGUCCUCGCCCGCCACCGCCGCGCAGCGCCGGGCUUGAGAGGGGCUGCGGGGGGCUGCGGGGCUCGGCCCCCGGUGGCAGGAGGAUGGAGAACAAGGCCAUGUACCUCCACACCUUCGGCGAGAGGGAGAACGGCUCCACCUUCGAGGAGCCCUUCGAGGGAAGGAACCUCUCCAAACUGAACCUCUGCGAGGACGGUGCCGGGCGCAGGAUGAAGGCGGCCGGGCGCUGCGGCCGGCUGGGCUCGCUGGCGGCGCUGAAGUACGCCGUGCUGGGGCUCUACCUCCUCGUCUUCCUCAUCCUCGUCGGAGUCUUCAUCCUCGCAGUCUCCCGGCCGCAGACGUCCCCCGAGGAGCUGAAGGCGCUGAUGGGGAACGUGAACCGCCUCAACGAGAGCUUCCGAGACGUGCAGCUGAAGCUGCUGCACCUCCCUCUGAAGGGGGACGUGAUGGAUCACAUCUGGAGGCUGCAGGACCUCCUGCAGAACCACUCGGACUCCUUGUUCCUGAUGACGGGGUCUCUGCAGAAGCUGGAGGGGCUGCUCUGGAGCCUGCAGAGCCAGGCCAGCCAAACCGAUAGGGCCGUGUCCAGCCUGUGGGACAGCCUGGCCCAGCAGAGCGACGCGGCGCAGCAGGAGAUGUACAAGCUCUCGGUGGAAGGCAACAGCAGCCGGCUGCUGCUCCAGCACCACGACCACCUCCUGAGCCACCUCGGCAGCCGGCUGGAGGGCCUGAGCGACCAGGUGACGGCCGCCAGCGGGGCCGUGGACACCAUGAACAGGACCUUCUCCUACGACGUGAACGUCCACCGCGCCCGCAUCCAGGACCUGCAGGUGCUGAUCAGCAACGCCACCGAAGACGCGCGGCGGAUGCGCCUCGUCCACAUCGCCAUGGAGCAGCAGCUGAAGCACGAGCUGGCCAUCCUCAGCAACGUGACGGAGGACCUGCGGCUCAAGGACUGGGAGCACUCCGUCGCCCUGAGGAACAUCUCCGUGAUUCGGGGGCCCCCGGGACCCAAAGGAGACCCAGGCCACGAGGGGAUGGAGGGGGAGCCCGGCCUGCCCGGCCUGCCCGGGCUGCGAGGGCUGCCUGGGGAGAGAGGACCACCAGGACCGCGUGGCCUGAAAGGGGACCAAGGGGACCUCGGCCCUCCGGGUCCAGCCGGGAUGCGAGGAUUCAAAGGGGACCGAGGACCGAAGGGAGAGAAGGGGGACCGAGGUGGUGAUGUGGCAGCCGAGGAGGGGCUGAUCCGGCUGGUGAACGGCUCCGGCCCCCACGAGGGCCGGGUGGAGGUCUUCCACGAGCGGCGCUGGGGCACGGUGUGCGACGACGGCUGGGACAAGAAGGACGGCGACGUGGUGUGCCGGAUGCUGGGCUUCCGAGGCGCCGACGAGGUGUACCGCAUGGCCCGCUUCGGCCAAGGCACGGGCAGGAUCUGGAUGGACGACGUCUCCUGCAAGGGGACCGAGGACAGCCUGCUGCGCUGCAGCUUCUCCAGCUGGGGCAAGACCAACUGCGGCCACGCGGAGGACGCGGGCGUCAAGUGCCUGACGCCGUGAGGGGGGGCACCCCGAGAGGGGGACACCCCAACCGGGGGCACCCCGAGAGGGGACACCCCAAUUGGGGACACCCCGAGAGGGGGACACCCCAAUUGGGGACACCCCGAGAGGGGACACCCCAACCGGGGGCACCCCGAGAGGGGGACACCCCAACCGGGGGCGCUCUCGGGGCCGCCAAGAGCUGGGGACACCCAGCAGCAAGCGGACUGGCCCCGCGCUUCCCGAAAUGUUUUAUCGGAGAAAUAAAAGCUUUUUUUUUUUU